AAAAGAAAGCAUUUGACCGAAUCCCUCAGCGAUAAUUGAAAUCCCUUUCCAUGGCCAACGGCACCGCUUGACACUCGCUUCCUACGGCCGCAGUAGAGCUCGUAACCGCCGUCGACGUAUUCCCCUAUUCUCUUGAAUCUGCAAUAUCGCAAAACAGAGGCCGAAAUCGAACACGCAGUUUGCUUAACUAAAUGUUGAAAUCCAGGAAAGUUAGUGGUAGAGGAGAAGCAACCGGAGGAGCUGCACAUUACGCAUUUGGAGCCCUAGACGAUGAUAUAAUCAUCAAACACAGGCUUCUCACCAGAACAACAACCACAAGAGGUGAACCUCCAUUGAAAAAGCUUCAGAAAAAAUUCACCUCUUUUGCUCUGGAAACCGAGAAAGACUCAGAGAAUUAUGCCGAGUGUGAGAGGCUUGCGAAGGCAUUCUUACAGGAGCUCAAGACUUUCGAGCUCCCAUUGGUGAAAACAAAAGCGGUUAUUGAUGCAAAUGUUAGAGAGAAGGAGAAUUUCAAUGAGUUGAAUGAUAAGAUCAAUCGGAAGAUAGUGGAAGCACAUGACGAUAUUGAGGAUUUGAAGAAGCAACUUGAGGAGAGUAAGGUUGAGCGGAAGCAUAAGGAGGAGUGUGAGACAAUUAGGAAGCUGAUUGCUGCACAACCUCCAAGAUCUCAGACCCAGAAGCUGAUUAAUGAUCUGGAGAAAGAGAUUGCAUCUUUGGAAGCUGAAAAUACUGCAAGUUCAAGGACAUUAGAGCUUCGGAAGAAACAAUUUGCUCUUCUGUUACAUGUGGUGGAUGAGUUGCAGAAUACAAUUGAAGAAGAACAAAAGAGUAUGAUGGAGGAAAUGAGAAUGGCAAUUUAUGAAAACAAGAACAUUGUUGAGGAUGCUACUGUGUCUGUUACUGGUGGAAGUUCAGAAACUCCUAUGGCCAUUGAUUAAUAUGUAUGUAUCUUUUACUUUCUCUUAUUUGUAUCUCAUAUAAUAUCCCCCAAAUUCUUCUACAUUUUAAGGGUCUUUUAGUUGCAUUGUUUUCAUUUCUCAUUUCAUGGCUUCUUUAUAGUUGUAAAAUAUUUGUCCCCUUUUGA
Molecule: messenger RNA, 1084 nt
Organism: Lactuca sativa (garden lettuce)
Lineage: Eukaryota; Viridiplantae; Streptophyta; Magnoliopsida; Asterales; Asteraceae
Product: THO complex subunit 7B
Biological process (GO): mRNA export from nucleus; mRNA processing
Cellular component (GO): THO complex part of transcription export complex
Source: RefSeq, a predicted model, not a curated record